AUGGAACUUGAUGUGUACUCAUCUCUGCGGCCACAUGUUAUAUACAUAUAUAUAUAUAUAUAUAUAUAUAUUUGUCUGUGUGUGUGUGUAAGAUGUUUGAUGUUAUUACUGAAGCUUCCUUCUUUUUUUUUUUUUUUUUGCUGGGCGGAGGGUAAAGGACUUCCUCACUUCCUCUCACUCUUGUGUGUGCCCCCAAUGAAGAAUUUGACAUACAAGACGGUUCGUGGCGGGGCAUGGGGGAAGACAUCCUCACGUGUCGUCAUUGCCCAUGGACUUCUUGGAAACAGCUCGAACUGGGCGACAGUUUCACGUCGACUGGCAGAACACGACCUCCUGCGUUCCAAACUGCACGAGAUUGACAUGCUUGACAUGCGUAACCACGGUAAUAGCCCACACGCCUCGCCGCACACGAACGCCGUGUUGGCAUCGGAUCUUGAGGUGUUUACCCUGCAGCGACAGGCGGUUGCUUCGCCCCCUGACGACGGAGGUGUGGUGCUAAUCGGUCACAGUAUGGGAGGGUUGGCGUUGAUGGCAAUACUACUCCGCCGCGCAAACGAGUCGUCGCUACUGCUGCCAAGUAUGGAGGAGCUUCAGAUGCGUUUAGCCCGUGGGGAUUACUACGGGUGGAAGGACGAACAAGGGUUUGCUCAAGAAAUGCGUUCUGUCAACGAGUCGAUGGGUUUCCCUGCUCAGCAACCACUUGAUGCUCUCUUUGGUUGCAAGGAGGCUGUUUCUCCUGCAUCCUCACGUCAUUCACCAAAAAAAGAGCAAAAAAGGGGUCCGCGUGUCAAUGCGGCCGUCGUUGUGGAUAUUGCACCGACGAGUCGUGUUGGAUCGCAAAGUGCUCGAGCACAGAGUGUGGCCGUAACGCUUGACGCCAUGGCGAGGGCGGAUUUAUCGCGAAUGACUAGCAUUAGGGAUGCCACUGAGGAGCUUGAACGGGUUGGAGUGCGUGAAAAGGCCAUGCGAGACUUUCUCCUAACGAACCUUAUCCUGGACAGCAAGACGGGAAAAUCGAAAUGGCGCUGUAAUCUUCCGGUACUUUGUACCGAUUACAAUCGGAUGGAGUUGGGUCUGCUUGACUGGUUUCUUAACGCUCCGGUUGAGGGGGGUUGUUCAGAUGGCGGUAUGGUGGCCCCGACCCGAUGCGCAAUUCCAACGCUUUUUGUAUUUGGAAGUGAGUCGCCGUACAACAGGCCUGAGGAUCGGCUUUUGAUUGAUCGCUUUUUCUCAAACGUGACGCAGGCGGAGGUGGUUGGGGCUGGUCAUUUUGUCCACUAUGAAAAAAUGCAGGAGUUUGUGGAAACAGUGGCGCCCUUUCUUGCGAGGUACCUUUUGAACACCGAAAAAGGAGGGAAAUGA
This is a messenger RNA of Trypanosoma cruzi, 1362 nucleotides long. RefSeq lists its product as uncharacterized. Bases 1 to 1362 code for a protein of 453 amino acids. NCBI's taxonomy places the organism in Eukaryota, Euglenozoa, Kinetoplastea, Trypanosomatida, Trypanosomatidae. The record is from RefSeq and is a predicted model, not a curated record. The transcript has a single exon.